UUCAAUGUCAUCACGUCAAUAUCCAGAUCGUUCUUUGUUUGUGUACAUUUUUUGGAAAAAUUCUUUAAUCCACCAUUCUGUGAAAAUAACCUAUGCAGCCGUACAACGGACGAACGGCAAUCCUAAAUUGCCAUAACAUAUAAAAUAAGUUACUAAAGUGAUUUAUAAAUGAGACUUUUGGUGUUGCUACUACUGGCUUUGGUGUCAGCGAGGGGUUUUCCGGAGAGGAGGGCGGAAAAAACUCAGGCACUGCAAGCUAGGAAGGAGCCGAAGGUGCGGGAGGUACAGAGGGAUUGCAAGGGGAAGUGCGCGACGAGUAUAGCGCAGAAGGCCGCGGCCGAAGCGAAAGCGGCCCAAGCAGCGCAGAACGCGGCCGGAGCACAAGCCGCGCAUAUGGUAAAGACUCAACUUGCGGAAAAAGCUCUUCAAGCAGCUAAAGCGGCUGAGGCGGCGCUAGCUGGUAAACAAGCUGUCGUAGAACAACUCCAACAAGAGGUGAAAGAAGCAGAGGCUGUGGUAGCAGAGAACACAGCUGCUGUCCACCAACAACAAGGGACUGUUAAUGCGGCUGUGGAAGCGGCACAGCAAGCUACAGCUCAGCACAAGCUAUUGGUACAAGCUACUCAACUAGCAGCACAGUUGGAAAAGUCCGUUCACUGUGUCCUUGAAAAAACGAAAUAUGGUCUUCAGGAGAAAUGCCAUAAUCUGUCAGAAGCGAGAGCUCGAUUAGCUCAAUUACAGCAUAAGCUACAAUGUGCUUGCGCUGAAUGCUCGGCCACUAAGCAAGCAGCGCACUGUGCUUGCGAAGCAGCCAGAGCGGCUUGUGGGAAUGCUCGAAGGAAGAAGCACAUUAUAAAACAUAAUGCAAUAGCGUCGAAACAGGAUAAGCAGGGACGAUGAUGGUCCUUGUCGUAACGGAAGAUGAAGAAAUUUGCUUGCUCUCAGUGUAUGUUCUCCCAUACUUAGACUUUCUUAGUGAGCCUCUCAUUCCCUAUAACUUUCGAAAAUACCCAAAAAAAUCUUUGAUUUAUCAAUUUAUAACAGAUAUAUUCAUAUUUUAUAUAGCAGAAAUCGGUUUUGGAAUGCAACGUACAGUAAUACAGGUUUACUUUGGAGUCGAAUGAUUUAGUUAAUGUUUUAGAUUAUUGUACUUUAGUUUUUUAAAUGUAAUUGUUAAGACUUUCAGUCGUGUAAGCUUUUGAUAAGUUGUUUAAGAAUUGUAAUUGUGAAUAUAGUUGUUGUCGUUUA
This is a messenger RNA of Bombyx mori (domestic silkworm), 1248 nucleotides long. RefSeq names its product tol-Pal system protein TolA. NCBI's taxonomy places the organism in Eukaryota, Metazoa, Arthropoda, Insecta, Lepidoptera, Bombycidae. The record is from RefSeq and is a predicted model, not a curated record. Bases 169 to 900 code for a protein of 243 amino acids. The transcript is spliced from 3 exons.